Suillus fuscotomentosus is the source of this 1340-nucleotide messenger RNA. Its product is annotated as FAS1 domain-containing protein. NCBI's taxonomy places the organism in Eukaryota, Fungi, Basidiomycota, Agaricomycetes, Boletales, Suillaceae. The record is from RefSeq and is a predicted model, not a curated record. The transcript is spliced from 5 exons. Bases 98 to 1171 code for a protein of 357 amino acids.
UUGCAUCAUAAAUCUUACAAAUGGUGGGUCUUUAAGAACACCCCGAAAUCACUCUUUCUCCGAACAUCCACCUCCGAACAUCUAUCACAUCAUUAUCAUGUUUGCAUCGCUUGUUCUUCUCACUCUUCUCCCUGUAGUUUUCGCCCAGUCUUGGCAGCAAUACCUAGCUGGCCUUGUCCAAACAUUAAACACUGAUGGGCUUUCAACGCUGGCUUCUGCGAGUGCUGUAUUAAACAACUCAAAUAAUGGGCAGCAAGUGGCACAGGCACUCUCUACGGGAAACUGGACAUUGUUUGCACCCAACAAUCAGGCUUUCAGUUCCUCUCCUAUCAAUCUCACAAGCAAUCCAACAUCUGUUCUGGAUCUCCUUUCAUACCAUGUUGUAUCCGGCAAUUUUACCGCUCAAACCUCGCCAUAUCCAAAGAUCACCCUUGGACGAACGCUGCUCAAUGAUUCCUCACUUGUCUGGCUGGAAGGAAAUGAAUCGCAGGUUUUAGCGUGGUCUAACGGAAGUGCUGGCCUAUUUGUGCUCAAUAAUGGUACAACUGUUCCGGUAGUGAACAAGACGACCUAUCAAAAUAUCCAGGUCCUUGUCAUCGACUCUGUCCUUCAGAUCCCUCAAAAUCUGUCUGAUACUCUCGCUAAUAGUACUUACGACGUCACCAGCGUUGCAGGCGGGCUUUCAUCCAUCAAUAUCCCUACCACUAAUUCGACACUGCUCGAUGUGCUCAACAAUGCUCACGGUAUCACAAUCUUUGCGCCAAAUAAUACUGCUAUUGCAUCAGCGAGCUGUAUUGGCGGUUUACUGCCAAAUACUACUGCACUGAUUGCGCUUUUCGGGAAUCAUAUUAUCAAUGGCACGACUGUUUACUCGCCAGGAUUUACGAACGGAAAUAAUUAUACAUCAGCCUCUGGGGAACCCUUCGCUUUCAGGACCAAUUCCUCUGGAGUGUACGUGUCCAGCGCCGGCUCCAAUUGGGCGCGCAUCAUGCGAUCAGACGUUUUGACGUCCAAUGGAGUCGUUCAUGUGAUCGAUAGCGUUCUUCUCGACACUAAAGUUAACGUUUCCGCCGCGGUCUCUGCCUAUCAAUCGGCUACUUCAGUUGUCGCAUCGACCACCAUCGAGACCGGCCCGGUGGGCGUUACGCCUACUACUUCCGCUGGUCAUUGAAAGAACCAUUGAAUUGAACGAGCCUCUGAGCUUGGAAUAUUAUUGCCGAGACCAAUGGGUAUAUUCAGUGGCAUAGUUGCUCAUCAAACAUCUUUUUUUUUCGUUUAUCUGUGCAUUGUUUACCUCACAAUUGUAUUUUUAGCCUGCUCUAAUAUAUUGUCAUCAAUUA